AUGGAUCACACAAAGCGAGAUGCAUCCAAUUUCCACCGCCUCAUUAGCACCUUCAAAAGUCCUAUUAAAUCAUCACCUUCUUCUGCCUCUAUAUCGUCAUCUUCCCCUGUGUCUUUAAACCUUUCCAAGCCGUUUAUAGUUCCAAUGCCAAAUUCGCAAUGGAAGAAGCAACCGGUUCAACAAACACCAACUAGCAAUAGUAGCGGAGAUAAUAGCAGCACUGUUGCCGCUGCAGAAGGUUCUCGGACUUUGAUGAGGUGGGGACAGCAGCAAUUACAUCCUCUGGGUUUGUUAGGCCGGAAGAAGUUGAGUUCUCAGGACCGGGAUCUGGAUUUGACGUUUGAUGCAUUCGAUCGGGAGCUAUUGGCUCAGCUGGAGAGAGGAGUGGAGAGAGGAGAGGAGCGACAACAUGAUGUCCCUGAUGCUUAUGGGCAGGAAGAUGAAUCGGAGGAUCUAUACGGUCCUACGCUGGCGCCUAUGCCGCCGAAGAACUCCAAAUUUUUUCAAAGCUCUACCAAUGCUACUUCCACUACCAUGUCCACCCCUUUCCGAAAUCAGGUGUCAAGUUCAUCUGAAGUUGGACUGUUUUCCAGCCCAUCACUUGCCGUCAAGGCCCGAAAGAGACCACCACCCCUUUUUUCCAAGGAUGGUGUGCAUGAUGAUGACCAGGAGCUUGGAAAGUCCUCAUUUUCUCCCCAGACCAUUUCAUCUCCAGAGCUUCAGACCAGAGCUGCCCUUUCAUUCUCUCCACUUAAAUCCCAUGAAAUUCAAUUGGAUCAUGCCUUACCCAUGAUACAAGGAAUCCGGCUUGUAUCUACGCAUGAACUGCCGGACCGUUUUCGAUCUAUUUUCCCUUUCCCUAUAUUCAAUGCUAUUCAGUCCAAGAGCUUUCGUUCUAUCUACCAAGGAGAUGAUAACUUUGUUCUCUCAGCGCCUACUGGGAGUGGUAAAACAGUAGUCAUGGAGUUGGCUAUCUGUCGACUGGUGACAAACUUCAAGAACUGCCGGUUCAAAGUGGUAUACCAGGCACCAACCAAGUCUUUGUGCUCCGAACGCUUCCGUGAUUGGCAAACCAAGUUCACGUCACUGGACCUCCAAUGUGCGGAGCUCACUGGUGACACUGAUCACGCGCAGUUACGCUGCGUUCAAAAUGCGAAUAUUAUCAUUACGACCCCUGAGAAAUGGGACAGCAUGACUCGGAAAUGGAAGGAUCAUAUCAAACUAAUGCAGCUGGUUAAAUUGUUUCUCAUCGACGAAGUACAUAUUUUGAAAGAGGCUAGGGGGGCUACAUUGGAAGCUGUGGUGUCUCGAAUGAAAUCUCUGGACUCUAAUGUUCGAUUUGUUGCGCUCAGUGCCCACGGUUCCAAACUCCGAGGAUAUUGCGGCCUGGCUGGCGAAGAGUUUAGACCAGUUAAAUUGCAGAAGUUCGUCUACGGCUAUCAAAGCAAUGGCAAUGACUUUGCGUUUGAUAAAUUUUGCGAGGCAAGACUUCCCGAAGUCAUCGAAAAGCAUUCACAGAAGAAGCCAAUUAUGAUAUUCUGUUGUACUCGCAACUCCUCGAUUGCAACUUCAAAGUAUCUUGCCAAGUUAUGGACAUCUACAAAUCCCCCCAAUCGUCUAUGGAGUGGUCCAACCAAGCCUCUUGGUGUUCAAAAUCCCGAAUUAAGGGCAACCAUUUCCUCUGGUGUUGCAUUUCACCAUGCUGGUGUUGAUGCUAAUGACCGCCAUGCUGUCGAAAACGGAUUCCUCUCUGGCCAAAUUAAUGUGAUUUGUUGUACAUCAACAUUAGCGGUUGGUGUGAAUCUUCCUUGUCAUCUAGUGAUAAUUAAAAACACGGUUUCAUGGCAGGAAGCUGGAUGCAAGGAGUAUGCGGAUCUGGAAAUGAUGCAGAUGCUUGGACGAGCGGGAAGACCUCAGUUCGAUGACAGUGCUGUUGCCGUUAUACUGACAAGAAAAGAAAGAGUAAACCACUAUGAGAAACUUGUUUCCGGAACGGAAUCUCUCGAAAGUUGCCUGCAUUUAAACCUGAUCGACCAUCUGAACGCUGCCAUUGGCCUUGGAACCAUUAAGGAUGUCGAAUCUGCUACUAGAUGGCUUGCAGGAACAUUUUUCUUUAUUCGUUUGCGACAAAAUCCCGGUCAUUACAAUUUGAAAGAAGGAGCGAACAGGUCAGAUGAGGAAGAAAUGCUGAAAGAAAUUUGUGAAGAGAAUAUCAAGCGUCUUCAGGAAUGCUCACUUGUAACUGACGAGGAGCCCCUAAAAUCGACGGCGUUUGGAGAUGCAAUGGCUCGGUAUUACAUCAAGUUCGAAACUAUGAAGUUGUGUCUCUCCUUACCCCCAAAAGCUAAAAUGUCUGAGAUUCUUUCAGUUGUUGCGCAGGCAGAAGAAUUUCGAGAAAUUCGACUCAAGUCUGGUGAGAAAUCAUUAUACAAGGAGUUGAACAAGGGAAACGGCAUUAAAUUUCCCAUAAAAAUUGACAUCGCCCUUCCAGCUCACAAGAUAUCCCUCCUUAUCCAGUCUGAGCUGGGCUCAGUCGACAUCCCAACUGGCGACCAGUACCAAAAACACAAGAUGUCAUUCCAACAGGAUAAAGGAUUUGUUUUUUCCCACGCCAAUCGUCUGAUUCGAUGUAUAAUCGAUUGCCAAAUAUCACUCCAAGACUCUGUGGGAACUAGACACGCUCUUGAACUUGCUCGAGGUAUUGGCGCUAGGGUGUGGGACAAUUCUGCAUUGCAGAUGAAGCAGAUAGACCAGAUUGGUAUCGUGGCUGUGAGAAAGCUUGCGAAUGCUGGUAUUAAUACUCUCGAGGCCCUCGAAACUACAGAGCCUCAUAGAAUAGAAAUGCUGCUAAGCAAAAAUCCUCCCUUCGGUUCGAGGAUCUUGGCAAAACUGGCAGAGUUUCCAAAACCUAGGGUUUCUCUUAAGUUAGUGAGGAAGGAUAUUAAGCACGGGGAAACCGUUAGGAUUGGCUUUAAAGCGGAGAUAGGGUUUAUUAACGAAAAGAUCCCAAUUUUCUUUCGUCGAAAGCCCGUAUAUGUCUGUUUUCUCGCAGAGACGUCGGAUGGGCGAAUGAUUGAUUUUAGACGUAUUAGUGCAAUAAAACUACAGAACGGCCAUGAUAUUUUGCUAAGUGCAGAAUUAACUGACAUCUUUCAAUAUAUUUCAUGUUAUGUCAUGUGUGAUGACAUUGCUGGGACCAUGCGUCAGGCGGAACUCCGGCAUGAUAUCCCGGCUUCAUGUUUCCCAACGAAGAUAUCAGAAAUCCCUGGUGAUGGUGCCGCGGCGAAACAAACUAUGAACACGUCCAGGAGACGUAGGAGCGAAAAUUUUAGAAACAGGGUCGAGACACGAAAAGAUGUUGAUGAGUUUGAAGAUGAUAGUCUCGAUGAUAUAGAUCUCAUUGCGGCAGCUAAAGAUAUAGAUUAUAAUUCCCUUGACGAAUUCAAUGGAAACUAUGAUCUGCCCAAGACAACAUCGUUGCCGAACCAAAAGGCUGCACCGGGUAGCAAUGUCAAAGACUUACACGCAAAUGAGCCUAAGGAGCCUGUUCGGUUUGAGAAUGGGAAUUGGGCUUGCAAUCACAGGUGUAAAGAUAAAACUAGGGAGGGUAUAGAUAGACCACCUAAACCGAACAAGAGACAGGACCUGCCAGCAUCAAACGUUCAACAAGGGAAAACUAAUAAAACCUCUAAAGAAUCUCGAAACUUUUCUGAAUGGACCAAGAGCGAGAACCCCCAUCCAGCAAGGGAACAGAAUAAAAACAAGAAUGUCGAAAUUGUUGAUCUGUGUGGAGAUGACAAUAAAAGCUCUAAGCUGGCUACUACCAAGUCCCAUUCCAAAGGGGACAAAAGUUUUCAUAAACAAAAACGUAUUGAAGAUUGUAGUGGGAAGACAGGGCCACAUGAGAAAAUUUCAUAUUCACUGUCGAAAGGAAUCUCGCUUGACCUAUCAUUCUUCGACGACGAUGGAUUUGAAGGUCCAAAAACACCCUUCAGGAAAAAAGAUGCUUCCAGUGAUUACGGGAAUUCGUGGGUUGAUGAUCUCCCGUCUCCCAAUACCUUGCUGGGCACACCCUUGAGGAAAAGGAAAGUGACAAAAAGCAAUGAAAAAUUCAAUAUCUUCGAAGAUGGAGAUGAAUACAUUCCAUUUCACCCUCUAGAAAAUGGUGAUGAUAAAUAUAUGAAAACGAUUUCGCCAAUGGUUCUGAAUAAAACAGAUACUAUGCUAUCUUUUCCAGAUGAUGCCAACAACAAACCCGCCUCCAGUCCAGAAAAGGGUUCGAUGGUAAGCAACCCCUUUCUACCCUCAUCCGUGGUGAAGCAACCUACCAUGGGAACCAACAGCUCCUUUACAACUCGAACUGUCUCCACCCCUUUAUUCCCCUUGCCUGACCCCAACCCAAUCAUCAUCGGCAACGGCAACGACGAUAACGUUGAUUCAGAUUUCAUGAACGACCAGAAUUUCUUCAAGGGGAAAAAGAGGAAAGAUGGCUUUAAUUGCACAUCACGUACAUAUCACGCUGACAAUAAUGGCUCCGACGACAACGCAAUGAUGGUUAAUGAUUACGGCUACGAUGUCGUCAAUAAAAUCCCGCAUAAGCGAAGCAAGUAUAGUCCUGCAGAAUCUGAACAACCUAUAGAUGCCUCAUUCUCUAUCAACUUCGGUGAUAUCCCUACCAUGGUUGAUAAGCCACCUGCUGCGGGUGAUGAGCCAGAGUUCCAGGAGCUGGAAAAACAGAGCAAUCGUCCUGGAAGCUUGGAAGGACUUGAUACUUCGCUGUUGGAGGAGUUUAAAGACCUCGUGAACUUUUUUUAA
Paracoccidioides brasiliensis Pb18 is the source of this 4815-nucleotide messenger RNA. RefSeq lists its product as uncharacterized. The transcript has 12 exons. The coding region runs from base 1 to 4815 and encodes 1604 amino acids. The record is from RefSeq and is a predicted model, not a curated record. Gene Ontology annotation, molecular function: ATP binding; nucleic acid binding.